Clonostachys byssicola is the source of this 1743-nucleotide messenger RNA. The record is from the annotation of a GenBank genome assembly. NCBI's taxonomy places the organism in Eukaryota, Fungi, Ascomycota, Sordariomycetes, Hypocreales, Bionectriaceae.
AUGGUCCCGGUUACUGCCAACCUCAAGGCUGCAGUGAGAAAUUUUGGAAGGCACUGGAGGAGUUUCAACCCAGACCGCGAUCCGUCUUCGAUGAGAAUCUGGGCUGAUGCCCUGUGUAUCAACCAAAAUGACACCGAUGAAAUUAGUAGCCAAGUCCGACUCAUGGAAAGUGUAUACUCCUGUCCCGACCUGGUCAUGGCCUGGCUGGGUAGUGAGGACCAGAAGACCAGUCUCGCUCUUAAAAUGCUGUGUCAUUUUGUAGGGGAGUUCCAAGCCGCGAAAUAUGACCCGAAAAUACUCCCGGAUUUACAUUGGCUCAAAAACCACCCGUACCUUUGGCAAAUCGAGGAAAACACACCAGAGGGGGACCAAGUUGGCAACCCAGUCUGGGAUGCCAUAUUCUUUCUCAACUCACUGCCUUACUGGAGGCGAGUAUGGACACUGCAAGAACAGGUCCUUGCGCCAGCCCUCGUGUUUAGCUGUCCGUCUACAGCCGUGUCCGGAGCCAACAUAUUCAACGCGCUUUUCGUAUUAGGAAGGCUCAGAGCGCAGCUGAUGGGAAACGACAAAAUACCAGAUUUCAUCCCAACGAGGCUCUGGAGGCUAUUUGGGCUCCCAGGACAUGUGGGCCAGGACCCCAUACAGCAUCUUGUCAGAGUCGCCAUGUUGUAUUCGACGGUGUACCGAGCCCAGAGGCUACCUCAAACAGCCGAAGACUACCGAAAACUUGAGGUUCAACGGCUCGAAUACCUUACAAGGUUCCCCUUUGAAGCCACUGAACUAAAAGAUCACGUUUAUGGUAUUCUUGGGCUGCUUAACCCCCGAAUUAAGAGCAGGUUGAAGGUGGACUACAGCAACCGGAUGACGGUGAAUAGCCUUUACCUGGAUUUCACGUCACUUCUGUUGGAGGAAUCAAAAAGGCUAAACGGCACCGCGCUUAGAUUUCUAUAUUUAGCAGGAGUUGGAAGUGAUUUCGGUCUUCCAUCUUGGGUCCCAAAUUACCCAGCGGCGUCGAAAAAUGUUUGGCAUGCUUCUUGGGAUACGUUUGCCAAGCUUGUUCCAGAAGAAAAGGCAUGCAAAUUGAACAGCCCAAGUAUUUGCGGAUUGAUACUGGGCUUGAGUGGCGCCCGAUGCCUGGUUGUGUCGCGAUUAGGACCGACAUUGUGCCCCCUUUUCUCUAGAGAAAACGAACACCUGAUUGUGGAGCUGCUCAAAGACUCGGAAACGAGAUUUGGCCAUCUGUGGUCCUUCUUCCGCCUCGCACUGGGAAUCACAAAUGAGACUUACGUUAAUGAUAUAUGGCACUUCGUCCUGUUGUUGGAGUUUGCACAAAGUAUGGAGACGUUCCUGGGGGGUUCUUGCCCGAGUUACCUGAUGGGAAUCACACUUGAAAAUACUCGCGGAUUAGAGAAUAACUUUCAAAUUAGAUUAAACGAACACAUGGUAAGCCUGCAGAUGCGUGAAAAGGCUCGAGCUUGGGUAUCAUCGGCCCUUGCAAUGGACAGAAGUAUGGUGGCCUUUCAGACCAAUGAGACUUUCCUGGGUGUUGGGCCAAUAGGUGUGCGAGAAGGGGAUCAAAUUUUCAGCCUCCUAGGAUUUCCUAGUUUCGCUGUUUUACGGAAAGCUGGGUCGCGAUAUAGAUUUGUUGGACCUUGUAACAUUUUGGAACCGAAAUUUCAUAGUCCUGGUACUAUGAAACGCCUGCCUAGCCAUGGUGGCUACUUCAAUCUUGAGAUUGUUUAA